Molecule: messenger RNA, 2343 nt
Organism: Aegilops tauschii subsp. strangulata
Lineage: Eukaryota; Viridiplantae; Streptophyta; Magnoliopsida; Poales; Poaceae
Product: aspartic proteinase NANA, chloroplast-like
Source: RefSeq, a predicted model, not a curated record
UCUUGAGGGGUAGUUGAACUUUAAUGAAAUAUACUCAAGCAAAACAUUAGUCCAACAAUAUGUAUGUUGACAUGAAUACCAAAACCAUCAGGGAGUGGACGUGCUUUCACUCUUCUUCCUUGACUUGACAACAUAUCAAGGCUGAUGUUCGUACAACACCACGACCUUUUCUGAUGGCUGAUGUUCCACAAGUAAUCUGAGUCGUGAUUUGGUUUGGUAAUGUUAAAAUCCUGAUGUCAGAUUUCUAAUCAUGGCAAAUUGAACGUUUUUUUAAUCAUGGCAGCGUGUUUUCAUUUAUGUUUUGGUUGGGAUGAGAAAUGGGGAGGUGCUUAUUAUAGGCGGCCGGAGAGCGGCGUUGCAUCCUGAAAAAGCUCAUGGCCGCUCGAAUUAAGGAGGAGGCAGGCAGGCAGACGUAGGUAACAAUGGCGACCUCACAUCUCUAAUACGCAUGGACAGGACAAGCUUAAGGUAGGGGCCGGGAGAAGAUGCAGCAUGUCGAUCCAUCAAUAGCAGCUAGCUAUUACUAACUAGCAAAACAAAUUUACAAAGGUCGAUCAAUGACCAAGAUGCACGGCCAUUACGUCGCCGCCGCCUUCGCCGCCGUGGUGGUGGUGCUCCUCCUCCCCGGCUGCCUCGAUGCCUACCCGGACCCGGAUGAGGUAGUCGUCGUCGACGUGGGGGCGCUGGAGGAGGGCAGCAGCUGCUACUUCCCGAUGACGGCGCCGGUGGUGCCGGAGUCCCCCGAGGCGCGCCGCGAGCACUACCGAGCCAUUGCGGCCAAGGACCUGGCUCGGCACCGGCGGAUGGCCAGGAGGAGGCAGCUGGCGGCGUCGGGCAUGCCGGAUCUUUUGGCGGCCACGAGCGGGAGCGGGAGCGGCACGCCCCUGUCCACGUUCGAGCUGCCGAUGCAGAGCGCCCUGGACUCGAUGGACGUGGGCAUGUACCUGGUGACGGUGCACUUCGGCACGCCGGCGGUGGCCUUCAGCAUGGCCCUGGACACCGCCAACGACCUGACCUGGCUCAACUGCCGCCUCCGCGGCCACCGGCGGCACAGGGACAGGGGCAACGCCAACGCCAAGACCAUGUCCCUGGAGCAGGCGCUGGAGCCACCCUUGGUGAAGAAGACCUGGUACCGUCCGGCGCGGUCGUCGUCGUGGCGGCGGUACCGGUGCUCCAUGCGGGACAGCUGCGCCCGUUUCCCGCACGUUGCGUGCAAGACGCCCAACCACAACGAGUCGUGCAGCUACCACCAGCAGCUGCAGGACGGCACGAAUACCCGCGGCAUCUUCGGGCGCGAGACGGCGACGGUGGCGGUGUCGGGCGGGAGGCAGGCGCGGCUGCCGGGGCUGGUGCUGGGGUGCUCCACGUUCGAGGCCGGCGGGACCGUGGACGCGCACGACGGCGUGCUCACGCUGGGCAACGCCAACGUGUCCUUCAGCAAGAUCGCCGGGAAGAGCUUCCAGGGCCUCUUCUCCUUCUGCCUGCUGGCCACGCACAGCGGCCGCGACGCCUUCAGCUACCUCACCUUCGGGCCCAACCCGGCCAUGGUGGCCGGCGCCGGGUUCGGCGAGACAGACAUCGUGUACAUGCAGAACGAACCGUCCAUGGGCGUGCAAGUCACGGGCGUCUUCGUCAACGGGCAGCGCCUCAACAUCCCGCCGGAGGUGUGGAACUACCGCGUUCACGGCGGGCUCAACCUGGACACGGGCACCUCCGUGUCGUCGCUGCUGGAGCCGGCGUACGGCACGGUCACGCGAGCGCUGGCGAGCCUCCUAGACCCAAAGCUGGAGAAGGCGGCGGAGGAGGUGAUCCCGUUCGAGCACUGCUACAAGUGGGACGGCAAGAACCCGGCGCCGGAAGCCAUUGUGCCAAAGGUGGAGCUGGUGUUGAUGGGCGGCGCGAGGCUGGAGCCGAGCCCCAAAGGCGUGCUCAUGCCGGAGGUGGUGCCCGGGAUCGCCUGCAUCGGCUUCUUUAAACGGGAGGCGGGGCCCAACAUCCUCGGCAACGUGCACAUGCAAGAGCACAUCUGGGAGUUCGACGACGUCAAGGGCAAGCUCCGGUUCAAGAAGGACAAGUGCACCACCCACAUUAAUAUUUCUCCUCCUAAUGCUAAUCCCAAACCCAAUCCCAAUCCCACCAACAACUAAUCAAAAACCAUCUUCUCUGUAUGUAUGUAUUCAUGUAUCAUAUCAUUCAUCUCUCAUCUGUAUGUAUGUAUGUAUGUAAUCCGAAAACCAAAUCUUUUCUGAAUCCAUUCCCCCUCUCCCUCGGCAUCCCUAGCUGGUGCAGAGUCCGGAACAACUGAAAUAUUCUUUCAAUUUUUAAGAUAAAACUUAAUUUGUA